AUGAAUAAGAAAAAUAUUGAUAUCGGAAGUAAAUGCUUCACCUAUACCUCACCAAAUUUCUGGAAAACAUUUCAGUAUGCUGUUAGUAUCUACAAUGAAGACACGGACAGACUUAAUUUCUAUUUCUUUGAUGAAGAUGAUGAUUGGAAGAUGGAAAAUGAGGAUCCUUACAGUCCAUUUAUAAUCACUGUGUAUGAAAUGGAGAUGAAUAAUGAAAUAAAGUAUACUGGGUCAUGGAAAAUAAUCAUAUGCGUAAAUGGGGAGUUCAAAAUAACAUCCCUUGGACAAAACAAACUAUCUUCAUAUCUAAAUACAGAACAUAUGAAUGUAGAAGUUAACCAACAUGUUCCAAAACCAAACUCAUUAACACUUGAGUUUGAACAGAAAAACUCUCCAUUGUUCUCCAAUACCAAUUACUAUAUAUUAUUAUUAACUGAGAGAGUAACUGGUGUUCAGUAUCUUGAACUAAUAGAAACUACCAGUCGAACUAUAAGUUCCAGUGUUAGCCUGAAAUCAAGACAAAAAUAUGAAUAUCAACUGUACAAGGUUCACCAACAAAAUAAACAACUUACUGUCACACAUGAAACUAGACUAAUAACAAUAGUAACUCAUAAUACAAAAGCAGAUGUAAGAGAUCUAAUGACUUUGGCUGAAAACCACUUGAGUAGAAAAGGUUCAAGUAAAGCAACAGUUCGUCAUCUGUAUCGUAAUAAACCUACUCACCAUCCAACAAUUAGCAAAGCCUUAGAAACAGGAAUCAUGGAGAAAUAUCUUAAAGACAACAAUGGUGAUCCCGGUUCAAGCAUCAAUAACAAAAUAGAUGGACUAUUCUUUAUGGCAACACCAAAAACAACAUCGGGACAAAUACCAGAUGAGAGUUUUUUCGGCAACUAUAGAAUAAUGAUCCCACCUGACUAUCUUGUCCAGGGUUGUAAUCUUUACUUUGCUGAUUUCACUUGUUUAAAUGGAAAAUCUCACUACAUCACUCUAGUUUUAACUAAAGUUAAUAGUAAAGAGGAUAGAUAUUGUCGCUAUAGAUUAGUUCAACUUGAUUUUGAUGAUAAUCCAUUUUUCUACAAGGAACGUGGUUUAUUUUAUGUUCCCCUUGCACACUAUUUACAUGUUGAAAUAUUAUACACGGAAAAUGUGAAUCAGGUUAAACUGAUGAUGUUAAGUCGACAUGGUUCACUAGAUUUUAGACAAUGUAUUUUAGACAAUCACCUAGUUAGAGGUCGUGGUGAAAGUAGACCAGGCGGAAUCCCAAAGCCUUCUCAAUGUAAAGAAUGUAACUUGCCACCAAUCCUCCCCAAAACAACAUCUUAUUUAUCAUAA
Molecule: messenger RNA, 1332 nt
Organism: Lottia gigantea (owl limpet)
Lineage: Eukaryota; Metazoa; Mollusca; Gastropoda; Lottiidae
Exons: 4
Coding region: 1-1332 (443 amino acids)
Source: RefSeq, a predicted model, not a curated record